This is a messenger RNA of Glossina fuscipes, 3275 nucleotides long. It is a transcript of the gene Tmem63, whose product is annotated as calcium permeable stress-gated cation channel 1. Bases 538 to 2904 code for a protein of 788 amino acids. Lineage: Eukaryota; Metazoa; Arthropoda; Insecta; Diptera; Glossinidae. The record is from RefSeq and is a predicted model, not a curated record. The transcript is spliced from 3 exons. Gene Ontology annotation, cellular component: plasma membrane. Gene Ontology annotation, molecular function: calcium-activated cation channel activity.
UAAAUCAAAUUUUUACAUAAAUACUAAUUUAUAGAGAAAUUUUAAUAAAAGUAAAUAAAAAUCAAAGCAAAACAUACGGUGGAUGGCGUUUUAAAAAUCUAAUGGUAUUACAACGUAAUAUAAUAAUAAAAAAAAUCUCGGUGUUUGGAUAGGAAGAGAAAAAACUUACUACAUGAAAAGGCCAACUCACUUGCGUGGCGUUAUGAAGUCAUAGAUAAAGAAAAAAAGAAACCAAAACAAAAAAGAAUUAAAUAGAUAUAUUAGAAAAUACUUUUCAGUUUUUUACGAAAUUUGAUACUAUAUGCGACGAAAGGUUCAUUAACUCUUCUCCGCUUGUGGUUUCAACAAAUACGAAAGAGUGCGUGCAGAUGAUUGAUUUUUCUUACAAUAACUUUUCCUGAUAGUCAACCUUAUUAACACUAUCAUCAUACUUAUAUACCUAUAUAGAAGAGUGCAGUAGAGGUGCUUCGUAAUUCAUUGCAAAUGCUUUAAAGUCUACAAAACAUUUUAAAUAGCUAACCAAACGAGCUCAGCGCCAUGGAAACAAUACUUAAUUUAAGUAGAAGUGAUGACGAUAGCUAUAUAUGCAAAACUUUAGAUAAACGUUCAUUAUUUAUAAGUGCCUAUAAUGGCAUACCUGGGACUUUGUUACUUAACGUUGUCGCUUGGUUUCUAUUAGUCGGAUUAUUUACCGUACUUCGUCAUCAGGCCGGUGACUAUGGUCGUUUAAGACUUGUCAACAGUAAUGGUAAUCGUAAACGUUGGACUGAAAUUUUCUAUUCGCGUGGUGCUGUCAAUUUAGAAUUACCGCAUUCAUCCAAGCAUAAUAAUCAACAAACGCAGGAACGUAAUACAUCCGUAUUUUCAAAGGCAAAUGGUAACCUAGAAGAGGGCAGAAGUAAUAUUUCUUCACAGAAUGGUGCAGACUUAACACCGUUGCCAACAACAGAACAUGAUGGUAUAUUCUUGUGGAUUAUCGUAACUUGGAAAUUACGCAAAGAAGAAAUUAUUUCUCAUUCCGGACCUGAUGCUGUUUACUAUUUGUCUUUUCAAAAGCAUCUUAUGAUGGUUAUGGGAAUUAUUACGUUGGUCUCACUUUUUGUUAUAUUACCGGUGAAUUUCUGGAAUGGCCCAACAAGUGAUGAAUACGAUAUAAAUGCUUUUGCACGUACCACCAUGGCUAACUUAACACCCGACUCACCUUGGCUAUGGGUUCACGUCAUGAUCACCAUUAGCUAUGUGCCUUUAAUUGUAUUGAUCAUGCGUCGUUCAUCGGGUAGAAAUGCUUCGAAGAAAGCUGCAUCACGUACCAUUAUGAUAACAAAUAUUUCACCUAGCGAUCGUAAUAAAACUGUUGUACGCAACUAUAUACACGAAUUGUUCCCAGGUGUUACAAUUGAAAAUGUAGAAAUUGCUUAUAAUAUAUCAAAACUCCAUGUUCGCAACGCAGAAUAUGAACGCUAUGUAGAUGCUCGGAAAUACUGUGAACAUCAUCGAGAGAGAGACACAUUAAUGAUACGUCCGGAAUUUUGGUCUUGCAAGAAGGAGAAUGCUUAUGAGUAUUAUCAACGCAAAGAGCACGCGUUAAGGAAUGAAAUAGAACGUUUGAGAGCCGCCGCAUGUAACGAGCCUUUAGGCAUCGCUUUCCUGACCGCUUCCACUGUUCAAGAGGCGCAAGAUAUUGUGGCUCAUUUCAAUCCUGGUACCUAUCGUCAAUGGACUCUUGAAUUUGCUCCUUCAAUGGAUGAUUUAUUUUGGGAAAAUCUGAACGUUAAUCCUGGCCAUUGGAUGCUUAAGUGGACCAUUGUCAAUUUAUUAUUAUUCAUGACGCUCUUCUUUCUAACUACUCCAGCUAUGAUAGUGAAUCUCAUAGACAGUAUUGCAAUUGCUAAAGAUAAUAUUCCUACUUUAUCACCAUUGAUUUCGGAAUUUUUGCCUACUUUGAUGCUCUGGACUUUGUCGAUAUUGAUGCCCGUGAUGGUGGCCUUCUCCGACAAAUGGAUGAGUCAUUAUACGCGUUCUAAGCAAAACUACUCGAUAAUGACGAAAUGUUUCGGUUACUUGCUUUUUAUGAUUCUGAUUCUACCAUCUUUGGGUUUAAGUUCGGCUCAGGCUCUGUUAGAAUGGAGUGUGAGUAACGAUACAUUGCGUUGGCAAUGCAUCUUCUUACCAGAUCGCGGUUCGUUUUAUGUUAAUUACAUUAUAACUGCGGCUUUCAUUGGUACGUCUUUGGAAUUGUUACGUUUUCCGGAAUUAAUUGUAUACAUGUGGAUGUUGAUUACGGCUAAAACUAAAGCGGAAACACCCUCCAUUCGUAAAUACAUACUAAUUGAAUUUCCCUUUGGAAUUCAUUACGCGUGGACUACUCUGGUAUUCACAAUAUCCGUUGUCUAUAGUGUAUUUUGUCCAAUUAUUAUGCCCUUUGCUAUGAUUUACAUAUGUUUCAAACAUUUUGUAGAUCGUUACAAUUUAUACUUUGCCUAUGGGCCAUCGAAUAUGCUAUCGCGUAAUGGUGGUAAAAUACAUUCCACCGCCGUAACAAUGACCAAAUUCUCGGUUGUGUUGCUGCUGCUAAUUAUGGUAAUGAUAUCGGCCAUAAGAGGUGCGGGCUUAACAAGAGCUGUAGUACUUGUAGCAGCAUUAAUAAUUACGCUAACUCUUUUCACAUUUAUGUCGCCGAUAAAACGUUGCACCCAAGCGCGACGUCCUAGUAUAGUUGAAAUGGCUGGACCCGCGCCAGUAUACAUUCCCAAUGUGCUUAUACCUCGCGCCGUGAGCUCCACGGUGAGCACCGACUUUCCUAGCGCAGGCGCCCCAUCUGGUAUUUACAGUGGCUAUGGCUCGGAUAGUGUGUCCGAUUUUGAUAUUAGCUCACAAUGCAGCGCGAAUAAUAUAGAAGCAUAAAGAUUAUAACUCCCAUAUGUAACAGUUGUAUACAUCUGCCUAUUUUACUCGUUUAUUUUGCGUAUUAUUUCACAGAAAUUGUGGUGAUUAUCUCUCAUUCUAUUUUAUUUUUAUUAUUUAUCGAAAAUUGUCUGCAAGACAUUUUUUUUUUUUUUUAUCUAAAAAAAAUAAUUUUGCAAGUUUAUUGUUAAUUGUAAAGUAUGAUGCGAUUAUGUAAAUACUAUUUUUAAUGCCUUAAGCUUUUUUUUUUUGUUUUUAAUAUUAAAAAAUUGGAUAUAUUUGGCCUCUUGAAAUGUCAGGCCAACAGAAUCAGCUUUAUUGAAAAUAUACAAAUAUUGAUUUAUAUAACUUUACUAUGCGAGCCAAAAUAA